This is a messenger RNA of Dermacentor albipictus, 2974 nucleotides long. RefSeq names its product organic cation transporter protein-like. Gene Ontology annotation, cellular component: membrane. Lineage: Eukaryota; Metazoa; Arthropoda; Arachnida; Ixodida; Ixodidae. Gene Ontology annotation, molecular function: transmembrane transporter activity. Gene Ontology annotation, biological process: transmembrane transport. The record is from RefSeq and is a predicted model, not a curated record.
UUUUCGUUGCACUGUGAAAGGUGCAGUUUCUCUUCUUAAGUUCUGUCGUUCUAGGGGCUCCGCCUUCGCUCCAUCCAACGUUUCCACGGUUUCCACAGCUACAACAGCGUGCCGCCGCCGCUUUGCUUCCUUUCCGUUCUUCUUUCGCCACCUCUUUACGUAAAUUGCAAGUGUGUUACCGUGUUGUUUCUCGCGCGUAGCGCUCUCAGUAGACGAAAUGUGUUACCCACGGAGCGUGCGUGCCUGACAUGUGCUAUCUUUCCUGCUCACGUGGUACCCGGUUUGCUUCGGAUGUUUGGAUCGCCGUUCGCUUAUCCCGCCAACCGUCAGAGAGCUACCUCGGCUACCUCAUGUGGUUGACACAACCUCCAAAGCACAGCCAGCGCACUGUUUAGAAGGUCCCCUGGAGCAGGGGACGGAAGUGCGGAAGAGAGCGAGCAGUUAGUAGAGACCAUCUGCAACGGAGGCUCAACCACACACAAAGCCAUGCUCAAAGAGGAGAAAGUUGAGCUGACCAGCAUCUUUGGGGCAUAUGGUCCAUUCCAACGGAUCGUGUUCCUCUUUGCUGUCACAAUCAGCAUGUUUGGGGCAUACCACAACCUCAUUAUCACUGCUGUGGCACCAAAGAUUGACCACUGGUGUGCAAGGCCUGCUGGCCAUGGCUAUGAAAACAUGACGGAUGAGGAGUGGAAGGAGCUGGCAAUUCCCAAGGAGACAAGACAAGGCGUCGAGCGCUACAGCCAGUGCCAGAGGUACGAUUUUGAAACCAAUGCCACGGUGAGCUGCAACUCCUGGGAGUAUGACCGCUCUAUUUACAAGAACACCAUUGUUGAUCAGUGGGAUCUCGUGUGUUCAAGCAGCUGGCUUAUCUCUCUCAGCCAAUCUGUGUACAUGGCAGGCUACAUGACAUCCAUGAUCAUUUUUGGACAACUCUCUGACAGGGUGGGAAGACGCACAGUGAUAUGCAUUGCCCUUUCCAUUCUGCUCACUGCUGGCUUCUCAACACUCCUCUCCCGGACCUUCAUCACCUUCAUUUCCCUGCGCUAUUUCGUCUCACUUGGCGUUUCUGGAGUGGGCGCCACAUCAUUCGUUCUGUUGAUGGAGGUAACGGGUCCAACCACACGGUCCUUCUUUGGCCUGGCUUAUGAAUUCGGCUGGGCCACAGGCUACCUGGUGCUGGCACUGGUUGCCUACCUCAUCAAAAACUGGUUCUAUGUCCAGCUGGUGGCUAUGAUAGGGGCACUUGUACUCAUCAUCGGCUUCUGGGUUCUUCCAGAGUCUCCACGAUGGCUCAUGGCCAACAAGAAGUUCGAUCAAGCUCACAAAUUGAUCAUGGAGGCCGUGGAACGUAACGAGAAGGACAAGGAGGAGGCUGAAAUCAAGUAUGAACAGCUGAAGAAAGAGUUUGAGAAGGAGCAGCCAAAGCAUGUGUUUGGCAAAGCAACAGUAUUUGACCUGCUCAAGACGCCCGUGCUCAGGCGACGAACUCUCAUUCUCUACUUCUGCUGGUUCGUCAAUUCAUUCACCUACUAUGCCAUGUCACUCAACACUAAUGAUCUCGGAGGCAACCCAUACCUCAACUUUGCAAUUGCUGGUGCUGUGGAGUUUCCAGCCUACGCUAUCUCUAUUGUGGUAAUCCAGAAGAUGGGACGACGUUGGUCACAGAGUGGAUGCAUGCUGCUGGCUGGGAUAGCCUGUAUCGUCACCAUCUUCUUCCAAGGAAAGACCCUCUGGCUGAAGAUAACGUUUGCCAUGAUCGGCAAGUUUCUGAUCACUGCCUCCUAUGGUAUCCUGUAUGUUUACUCGGCCGAGAUCUAUCCAACGGUGGUACGCAAUGUCGGGGUGGGCUCGAGCUCUACCAUUGCCCGGUUUGGUGCCAUCAUCGCCCCUUUUGUCAAGGAGCUGGGUCAUGCUACGCAUGAGAGCGUGCCAUUUGGUGUGUACGGGGCCAUCUGCAUCUCAAGUGGCCUUACAGUGCUUUUAUUGCCCGAGACCCGAGGGGCUCAGCUGCCGGACAGUGUGGUUGAAGGAGAAGAGUUCCUAGGGCCAGAUGCACCGUCACGAAGCAAGGUAUCGGAAGACAGAGCAAGCAACAAGACUAAGGAGGAAGCUUCAAAGGCGUGAUCAAUCGGGAGGACAUUGUCUAGAUACUCAUACAUGAGGCAUAUAUACUUCAACUAGUCUUACCAUAUUUUUAUACAUUUAUACAUGCAUUCUUUCUUUUGCUAAUCUUGUGAUAACCUUGCGAAGGAAUAAACUGUACAGGCGUUUCAUAACUUAAAGAUGGCUGGUUGAAAGGCUACAUCAAAUCGGGGCUAAUCGGUUCUUAAAACACUUGCAAUGUUAAAACACCAUUUUCAGGGCCUUGGAAGCCUUUAAAUUUCAUUAGAUGCUUUUAAAUCUCUGAAUUUCAUUCCAUUCUAAGUUUAGCAUAUUUUGUUCCGACAUGUAGCCACAAAGUGAAUACCAAACUGUACAGGUGUUUCUGGGCUCGUCGGUUUUUGAAACAUUUGCAAUGUCAAAAUGUCAUUUUCAAGUCUGUGAAAGUCUUUAAAUAUUUUUAGAUGCUUUCAAAUCCCUGAAUUUUGUUUCAUACUACAUUUACCAGAUAUUGUUUUAACAUGUGGCCACAGAGUUGGGGUGUAACUCAAGAGGAAAGCCAAGCCAGUUAGCAGCUUUGUGGUGGCUGGUGGUUGUUUGCUCAUAAGCUUUCUUCAUGUAUAUCUUCUUGGUGUGUGUGCAAUGAAAAUAGUUUGUUCAUUGUUAAGAACAAGUUUCUUGUUUUCAAGCUAAUGCCUCAGUCACACAGGGCACUUUCCAACCUAGUUAAUCCCGAUUGGGUUUGAGUGCGAUCAAAAGUGCCACAUGUGACUGGGGAUCAUGUUAAUUUAGUCCUUGGAAAAUGCUUUGUCAGGACUUUGGAAGUCCUUAGAAGUUUUCGCCCUGCAAAUGAAGAUUAAACAGUUUUUCUACA